UUGGGCCGUUACCUCAUUGACUACGGCGACGCCGCGCUCGUCGACGCCGCUCUACUCAUAUCUGUUUGUUGGGAUCUAUUGGCCGGCGCCGAGAGUCUUGAGAAGCCGGGCCUUAACUUCAAACUAAACCAACACUUGACGAGAUCUCUAUGCGGUAUCAUAUCUGAGAACCGGGAUAUCUUCAGUACAUUACCCAAAGUCAAUGUCGACGACGUGUUGCUCAGCAAGAAUUUGCGAGAAUUUGAUAGUAAUUUCACAGUCAAAAUGUGGGGCUUUAAAAGUGUCAAAGACUACUACUCCCAGUCAAGCCAUAAGGGAAAGCUGUGUUGCAUUAAACGGCCGACACUAUGCGUCAAUGCGGCCGACGAUAUGUUUGCUCCCGUUUGUGGUUAUUAUGGAAAUACACUACCUGUUGAUGAAGUGGAAGAGAGCAGUCACGUGGCAAUGAUAGUGACCUCCCGGGGCGGACACAUCGGCUUUAUGGAAGGAAUAAACACAGAAUGGGUUAACAGUUGCUUAAGAAUCAUAAACAGCGAUAAAUUGCGGUCUUUUCCGGUUUUGGUCAUCAAUGGUGUGAUAUCGUCGGUCGCCGUCAACUCAAGCACUCGUUCAACAAUAGCGGCCACUCUUUCGCAUUCAUUUGGAUCAACAUUUGGGUCACUCUUUGUGUCUUUCAAA
Molecule: messenger RNA, 678 nt
Organism: Medioppia subpectinata
Lineage: Eukaryota; Metazoa; Arthropoda; Arachnida; Sarcoptiformes; Oppiidae
Source: the annotation of a GenBank genome assembly